AGGAUGGGUGCGGGGUGCGGCUGGGGCCAGAAGCAGGGCACAGAGAGCGGUGAUUCCCAGUCCAGUCCCAGGGCAAUGACGUUCAGGAGCUGCUUCCCCCCUCCCUCUCCGAUUCCCUCUCCAGCUCCCGGGGGAUAACGCCGGCAGACGGGCGCCGGUGUCGGCUCAGCCGCCGGAAUUCGCUUGUAGCCAUUCCCAUUCCAGUUGAUCCGGGAAACUUCCUCGCGGGAGGUGUUUGCCAUCCUCGGACAGGAGCCGCAGUGGGCAGCAAGGGGCUGACUUCCAGCAGGGAAUUGGAAAGGCUCCCAGAGCCCCGGCCGGGGCAGGGCUGCUCCUCGGUGCUGCCGGGUGUCGGUCACUCGGAGACGGGAAGGGAAACGCCUGCGGCUGGGAGGUGCUGCUGCCUCAGGAAAUCAGGGAACACCGUCGGCUCUCAGGGCAUGGAAAGGUGCGCGGGUGAGCUCACCUGGGCAUCCCCUGCCGCGCCAGCCCCGCGGCACCGCCGCCCCCCGCCCUGCCCCGUUUUUCCCGAGGGAAAUGUGGAAUCGCAGCCGUGGCGUGCUCCAUCUCCUUGGAGAUGGUCCCUCGCCCUGUGCCGGGGCUGGGAGCCAGCUCUGGGGCUGCGGAAUGCAGCGGGGCUGGAGCUGGGGGGCCUGCGGGCCUGGAGCGGGCAGGUGGCCCCUGCCAGGGGCAGGGCCAGGGAAGGGGUGUUUCCAUGCCAGGGAAGGGGUUAUUCCAUGCCAGGGAAGCGUUUAUUCCAUGCCAUUCCGUGUUGGCAUCGGUGUUUGCUUUGCUGGGCACCAACAAAGCAUUUCCUGGGAUUCCUGGUGCCGGCGUCUUGUUCGAACCAGGUCAGCGGGAUGUGGGAGCUGCCCGGGAUGCGUGUGAGCCUCUGCUGGGAGGGCGACUGGAUUUGCCUUCGGGAAUGAAACCGAGGGAGAACCAAAGCCGCCCUGCCUGCCCUUCCAGCGCUUCCAGGCGCUGCGAUGCGGAGCAGCCCGGCAGGAGCCCUGCAGGUGGUAGCAGAGCUCCACCGCAGCCACCGCUGCCAGGGCCCGCAAUUCCACUGCUCCCAAAAGCGCUUCCCGCACUUCUUUCCAGAAGAGAAAAGGGGCCUCUGCUCGCUCUGGCCACGGAGCGUGAGCUCGGCCACGCUGCACGGCCGGGAAUGAGAUCCAUGGGCUGGACCUGGGGCUGAUGGAGGGGGAGUGAGGAAGGAGAUCCAUGAUGUGGACCCUGGAUUGAUGGAGUGGGACCAGAGAAGGAGUUCCGUGACUGUGGGUCCUGGAUUGAUGGAGCAGGACUGAGAAAAAGGUCCAUGGUAUGGAACCCAGGUGGAUGGAGCAGGACCAGGGAAGGAGAUGCAUGGCCUGUACCAUGGAUUGAUGGAGCAGGUCCACGGCAUGGAUCCUGGGCUGAUGGAGCAGAUCCACAGCAUGGAUCCUGGAUUGAUGGAGCAGAUCCAUGGCAUGGAUCCCAGACUGAUGGAGCAGAUCCAUGGCAUGGAUCCUGGAUUGAUGGAGCAGAUCCAUGGCAUGGAUCCCAGACUGAUGGAGCAGAUCCACAGCAUGGAUCCUGGAUUGAUGGAGCAGAUCCACGGCAUGGAUCCCAGACUGAUGGAGCAGAUCCACGGCAUGGAUCCCGGGCUGAUGGAGCAGAUCCACGGCAUGGAUCCCAGACUGAUGGAGCAGAUCCACGGCAUGGAUCCUGGAUUGAUGGAGCAGAUCCAUGGCAUGGAUCCUGGAUUGAUGGAGCAGAUCCAUGGCAUGGAUCCCAGACUGAUGGAGCAGAUCCACGGCAUGGAUCCUGGAUUGAUGGAGCAGAUCCACGGCAUGGAUCCCAGACUGAUGGAGCAGAUCCACGGCAUGGAUCCUGGAUUGAUGGAGCAGAUCCAUGGCAUGGAUCCUGGAUUGAUGGAGCAGAUCCAUGGCAUGGAUCCCAGACUGAUGGAGCAGAUCCACGGCAUGGAUCCUGGAUUGAUGGAGCAGAUCCACGGCAUGGAUCCUGGGCUGAUGGAGCAGAUCCAUGGCAUGGAUCCCAGGCUGAUGGAGCAGAUCCACGGCAUGGAUCCUGGGCUGAUGGAGCAGAUCCACGGCAUGGAUCCCAGACUGAUGACACUGGCUGCUCAGGAGGAGCCAGGAUUUACCUGGAGGGGUCGCUCAGGGGGUUUCAGUACAAUCCUGAUCCCCUUAAACCCAGCCCAGGCAGAUUUACAACAUAACACCGAGCACUGGGAAGAGAUUUCCACAGCCAGCAGCGCUGGGAGAUGAAAAGGCAUUUCCAGCAGCACCUGACUGUCCCUGGCUGUUUUAAACAGCUUUAGGGAAGAGGUUAUUUGGGAUUUGCCAUCCCAGUGCUGGCAGGGAGCUGCACGGGGCUGGCUGCAGCAGGGAUUAGGAUUUACAGUGGUCACCAGCAGGCUCAGCCAGGCUGGGCUUUCCUGGCAGUGCUCCCAGUGGAGCUGCUGGCUCAGGGUCGAGUGAGUAUUCCUGCUAUCCUGGAGGAAAACUAUGGAAAAAACCCUGAAAUCCCACCCUGGGAUGGUGUUGGGUGAUUGGGGUCCCACCAGCUGGGCCCUCCACCCUCCUCACUGGGGCACCCAGCCUGCACCCGGAGCUGGAGCGGCGCCCGUGUCCCUCAGGAUUUUGGGGUUUGGCUCCCAUUUCAGUUGCAAGGAUUUGAUUCUCCUCACAGAAAGCCCUGACGGUAAUGGCCGAGGAUCUCAUCUGGCUGGGGGGAGGCUGUUAGUUGUGGAGAAGGUUCUGACAAGAGCAGGACAAAUAACCCCUGCCACGGCAGUAACCACAGCUCCCCGAGCCUCCUCCAUCGGAGGCUUUUGAAGCACAAUCACUUGGUUGGGUUUUUUCCCCUUUCCAGAACAUCUAAAACCUGAAAAGGUCAUUUCCCCCCCACUGUUCUGUUUUAUUAGGAAAAAAAAAAAACCACCCCGGAAAACACAAACUGAAAUGCAGAAAUAAUAUUUCUGGAACAGUGCUGGGGAGAGGUGAGGCAGGAAUUCAGGGAUUUGAGGGUGGUAUUCACCCCACCCACACCAUGGGCUGGACAACGUCUCCAUGGAGAGAACUUCCCCAUAUCCCAGCUAAACAUCCCCUGGGGCAACCUGAGGCUGCUCCCCCUUGGCCUGUCCCUUGUUCCCCGGGAGCAGAGCCCGACCCCCACCUGGAUCCCCCCCUUUGUGAGAAGUUGUGGCAGUGCUCAGGAUGGACUUUCUAAAACCAGGGAUAACAAUGCCCGGUGGGAAGCGCUCCAAGGGGCCGGCUGGGCUGCUCCUUCUCCCAGAACUCUGGGAACAUCAGCACCCACCCCUGCUCCGGGCAGGAAUCCCCUCUCCGGGUGCUGCCUGCGAGGGGCAGGGCAGGGCAGGAGGCUGGCUGCCUCUGGAAUCAGGGCUCCAUGGCAAACAAAGGGGCUCCUUCCCGGCUGUUCCAGGGUUCUGGGAUGAUGUUUGCUGAUAACCUCGGCUCUCUCACACUGUGAUCACAGCCCCGUGGUCGGGAUUCAGCUCGUGCAGGAUAAUUUGGCAUUCUCCCAGCACCAGCACUGCUAAGAGCCAAGGAUUUUAGGAAAACUUCUUGGAGAAGUCCGUUGGCAGCUUGGAUUGAUGGAACAGGACUGAGGGGAAAGGUUCUGACCUUUUCCUGUGACCUCCAGGUGUCCAUCAGGCCUCAGCUGCUGCCACAGGGAAAUGCAAGGUGCUAAAAAUGGCCUUUUUUGCCCCCAAAAGCUUCAUGAUUGAAUUUGAGUGUGGCUGCAGCCACCACCUGCCUGCUGCCUUUAUAUUUGAGCAUCCACUGGUGGGAGCAGCACAGGAAAAUCUUCCAAGAAAGGUAGAAAAUGGAUAUUUUCACUGCCAGGGCAAUUGGUGGGAUGGGAGCUGGGGUGUCCCUGGAGAAGGGGGAGGAUGGAUCACCCAGAGGUCCUGGCAGCUGACCCCGUGCAAGGUCCUGGUUGGCCUGGGCCAUGGAAGGUGAUCCCUGAGUGUGUUCCCAGCUCUCCAGUCCCGUUCCUUGUGCUGGAGAACCAUAAAAUCCCAGACUGGGUUGGGCUGGAAGGACCUUAAAGCUCAUCUCCUUGCCAAAGUGUUAUUAUUUCUUGACAAAACUCUUAUUUCUCUCUCGAAGACAACAUUUAGGUUGCUUGGAGCAGGUUCAAAUGUCAGCUGAGGUUCCCAGGAGGGCAGGAAUUCCCAUCAGGAAGCGUGGGACAUGCUCAGGUCCAUAAAACCUCUCCAGGUCCUGCAGAGCCUCCCUGCCUAUUAUAAAGCAUUUAUUGAAAGUUAAGUUUUGUGUGAGAGCUUAUUAAAAAAGUGUGCUUUAUGGAUUUAAUUAAAGUUCUGCAUAUGAGACCUUGCUAAUCCUGUUUGUGCUGCAACUGUAUUAACGUGCUAAAAAUCAAUAUAUUUGAGUUUAAAUAUUUUAUUAUGGCAAGCCAUUAAAUAUUAAUGAUGUAACAAGUAAUCAGUGUCACUGCUUCUGUCUGUUCCGGGGGAAAUCUGCAGGAAAGGAGAACAAAAGCAAUCUGCCGGCUCGGUUUGGUGAUUCUUUGUGGCUCAGCUCAGGAAUCAAAGGUUCUCAGGGAAAGCAGCCAUGGGAAUAAUUAAACUGUGCUGCUGCAAGAGCCUGAUUAAGAGGGAGAAACCUUUGUGAUCUCUGACAAAUGGACUCAACCCGGACUCUUUUAGUUCAGCCUCACUGAAAGCACAAUUGAACGGUUCAGGUGGAACCCAGCAGCCCCUCCGUGCCCAGCCCGUGCCCCCGACAGACCCACAGGGGCUGGGGCUGUCCCUGUGUGCCAGGGAGGGGACUCUGCCCCCUGAGCCCCACCCUGGCCAGGCCCUGAGGGGACGCUCUGCCCCGGGGGCUCUCAGCCCUCCAGGACUGAGAUUUAAUAACCAGAGACCGUGUCCGGUGUUUUUCCCCCAAAAUACAAAUAAGAGAAAGUAAAAACAUGCUUUGUGUGUGGUUAUAGUGUUACAUAACCCAUCCAUGCGUAUUUACCCAGCUCUGGCUGCACAGCUCCUCUGCAGAACAUUCCAGCUGCUCCCUGUUUCCCAGCGCACUGUUCCUCCUGCCUGGAGCUGCCCUGGGAAGGGCAGCGCUGCUGGAAUCUCACCCCUGCUCCCACUGCUGCUUCAGGGCACGGGGUGGGCUUUGCCAGGGGCUGAGCAGAGGCUGGCACAGCCCUGCCUCCCCCAGGGAUGGAUCGGUGUCCCCAGAGCUGUCCCAGGGGAGAUGCUCCAAUACCCCCCUGGAAGCCCCACUUUUCCAUGGCAAACCCACAGGAGCUUGGAAUCCUCCCCAGCAGCUGCUGGAGAGGAGGCACCAAGGCAGAAUCCCAGAAUCCCUGGAAAAGCCCUCCCAGAACCCUCUGGCUGCCCCAGGGUCAGUCACGGAAUCCCAGGAUCCCUGAGGCUGGAAAAGCUCUCCAGGGUCACCGAGUCCAGGCUGUGCCCGAUGCCCACCGUGUCCCCAGCCCGGAGCCCCCAGUGCCACGUCCAGGAAUUCCCUGGGCUCCAACCCAUGCGCACGAUUGCCAUCGUGGCUCAGGCCAUCCGUGGAUGUGCCCGAGGGCAGGUGAGCCCGGAGCCCUGGCUCUGGCAUUCCACAGGCCCAGGAGAUCUUGGAUUUCAGGAUCUGGCUCUGUGCUGACCUGGCUGGAAGCUGCGGAUCCAGAAUUCCCUGAUCCUCCUCCAGCUUCCCUCCUCCCUCCUGUGCCUCCAGCAAACACGGCUCUCUGGGAAUAUUUGUUGCUGCUGCUGCUGGGUUUGGUUGUUUUUUUUUUAUUUUGCCUUUGCACUUCUGCAACUUAAAAAUGCUGGAACUAAUUUCGCCUCCUGCAUUUAUUUUCCCCAAGUUCCCGAGUGCCCGAGCUGCUCCUCCAAUUACCUGCAGCCCAGGGAGAUGCUUUCCUGCCUAAUUAAAGGAAACAACAGCAACAAGGCAGCCUCAGGCAGCCUGGGCUGGAGCAGCGUGAGGGGAACUGGGGCAUCCAGAGGCUGGACUGGUGCCACUGGGCCUGGGGACCCUCUCCAGGGGCAGGCACUGGGUGAUCCCACCUGGAUCAUGGGAAAGGAUCCAGGUGUUCCUGUGCCUGAGCACAGGAGUUUCCCACCCCAGGUGUGACCUCAGGACUGACUUGUCCCCAAAGUUGGAGCUCCCAAAACCGUUCCCAGGCACUGGGAACAUCCUGGGGGUGCAGCCUCAGCACUGACCAGGGCAGGGGGGGCAGCUCCGUGCCAAACGCCAGGAGAGA
Messenger RNA from Corvus hawaiiensis (hawaiian crow), 6273 nucleotides. RefSeq names its product protein PBMUCL2-like. Lineage: Eukaryota; Metazoa; Chordata; Aves; Passeriformes; Corvidae. The record is from RefSeq and is a predicted model, not a curated record. Bases 1362 to 2270 code for a protein of 302 amino acids. The transcript is spliced from 3 exons.